AUGGCCGAGCUGGUUACCAUUCGCGGCAGGCGCGUCGCGUCCACGUCAUCUCGUCCUGACCACCGCGCCGCCUUCACUGAAGCCGGGCUGGAGUCGCUUUUCUCUUCCUGCCCGCGGCUCGAUUCCCUGGAGCUGCACUGCCCGCCAAGUCUGACCGCUCUACCUCCGUCAUUCUGCGGGUUGACUCGCUUGACGGCGUUAAAAAUCACCGCUCGGGGACUGAAACGCCUUCCUGACGGAUUCCGUCAACUCUCCGCUCUCGUCAGUCUAUCAAUCCACUCAGAAGCCCUGGAGAAGCUUCCAGCCGGCUUCGCGACGGAUAUCGACGAGUCUGUAGAGACUUCUAUCCCACCAACUGAUUCGAUCAUCUCAGAUGCAAAUCCAGCAGAUGCCGCAUCGGAGAAUGCCGCUCGUCAGAGUAGUGGCACUCUGCCUCAGGAUAAUAAUUCUUCGCUAGUUACUUCGCCCGCCUCUCUCUCCCUCUCGAACACCCCCUCUCCCGCACUACCCCUCACCACGCUCUCCGCUCUCCGCUACCUCUCCCUCGACCGCUGCCGCGCUCUCUGCGCGCUCCCCGCAUCCCUCCCCGCCGCGCUCCCCCUUCUCGAAACCCUCGAGCUCCGCGAAUGCGCCUUGCUUUCCGCCGUCCCCGCCUGCCUCCCCGCGCGCCUCCCCCGUCUCCGCGCGCUCACUCUCGCCUAUCUCCCCUCCCUGCGCAUCCCCCUGCCCGCGCUCCUCUCCGCAUCCCCCCUGCCUGCUCCCGGCGCAGCGGAGGAAGCAGAAAACGGUCAUCCCGGGGCAGUUUCGGAAGGGGAGAACGGGGGAGCUUCUAUCGAGUCAGCUUGUAAGGAGGAUGCGGGGGAGAGCAGGGUGGGACUGGCCCGGCUGGAGCUACUCGGAUGGAAGCAGAUGCAGGAGUUACCCGCGGAAGCCCUCACCGCUCUCUCCGCCUCCCUCACUCACCUCACCAUUUCCAACUGCCCCGCCCUCUCCUCUCUCCCGGACGAGCUUUGCCAUCUGCCCCACCUCCGCUCCCUCACUCUCUCCUUCCUCCCACUCAUCACCUCCCUCCCUGCCUCCCUCCACCUGCUCUCCCACUCGCUGCACUAUCUAGACAUCACCUCGUGUGAUAUGCUGCAGAGUCUGCCCGCGUCUCUCACCGCCCUCUCCGCCCUGCGCUCCUUGAAUGUCUCCGCCUGCGGCGCCCUCGCCCGCCUGCCGUCCCCGCCUGCGGCGCUGCCGUCCGUUCGUGCUGCGCGGGGGGGAGCAGGUGCGGGGACUGGCAGCAGCAGCAACACCAGUACAACUAGCAGCAGCAGUGGUAGUGGUAGCGGUGUUGCUGCUGCUGGUAGCACCACCGCCAGCAGCAGCAGCAGCAGCAGCAGCAGCAGCAGCAGCAGCAGCAGCGGCAGCGGAGGGGUCCUUGACGCCAGCAGCACCACCUCCACCUCCCAGGCGCCCCUCCCCCUACUGCCAUCGCUCACCAGCCUGCGCGUCUCUCUCUGCGCGCGCCUCACCGCCCUCCCUCGCACCUGGAUGCACCUGCCGUCGCUGCAGGAGCUGGUCGUGGACGGUAACGGCCAAAUGGAGUCACUCUUUGACGGGGAUGACACUCGGUUGCGCACCAUCUGUGCGGCGGAAGGGGAAGGGGGAGGGGGAGCGGUUGCAGCGGCGGAGACUGCGCGGACUCCGCGGAGUGGCGGGGGGGGAGUGAGCAGGCGGGCGACGGAAACAAUCACCGCGAGUAAAGUUUCCGCCGAAGGGGAUACCGCGCGCGCAUUUGGCCCGCGGAGAAGCAGAGGCGGGGGGAGUGGGGGAGGCGGGAGCGGGGAAGGCGGAGAGGCGGAAGGCGGGGAAGAAAUCGGUGCAACCUCCCCCCUUUCCCCAUUAUUGCAAUUGACGAGUUUUUCUCCCUCCCCUCGCUCGCGCUCCCCCCCGCCCCCCCCCGGACGCGCGCUUGACUCUUCUCCCCCUCCCCCCUCCUCUCUCCCGUCCCCCCUUCCCCUCUUGCUUCGUCUCCCAUCUCCCAUUUUUUUUAUUCCCUCUCAUCAGCUCAUGCACCCAGCAAGCAGGAAUAUUCUGAAAAAUAAUAAAAAACAAGUUUUUUUUUUCCCCUCAUCUUCUCAUGCACCCACCAUAUUCUCAUCCUAUAUCCUGCGCCUCACCACGCGCCUCACCACGCGCCUCACCAAACUCCUCAUCCAGCCCAUUGGGGGGGAUUUGGAGGGUCAUCAUUUAACCCACCUGCUCUACCUGUGCCUCCACCUGGGUUAUGGAGGGUCAUCAAUCUCCCGUCUCCCCCCCUCCUUACCCCCUUCCAUGCCUCCCCCCUCCCUCCCACUUUCUUGCCCUUCAACCACCUUUCCCGCCCUCCCCUUACCCUUCCCUCCCUCCUCUCCCCUCCCCCGCCUCGCCCUUCCCAACCCCCUAUUCUCUAAUUACCUCCAGCUCCCUCUGCCCGAGUCCCCUUUCAUCAUCGACUGUGCACCCACCGAGCCAAUCAAUGGCUUGCCCAUCUCACCUGCUGUCUGUAUCCGUGACUCUAGUCCCCCCUCUCCCCCCCUUUUCCUCUCACUCCCUCCUCCAACCCCCCCAAUCGCCCCUCUUUCCCUCCACCUCCCAGUGACUGUGUUCUCCUUCAUCAUCACCUCUGCACCCACCGAGCCCAUCAGUGCCUUGCCCCAUCCCACCUGCGGUAUCCGUCACUCCCCUCCCUCCAUUCCCCCCUCCACCUCCCACCCAUCAGUGCCUUGCCCCAUCCCACCUGCUGUAUCCGUCACUCCCCUCCCUCCAUUCCCCCUUCCACCUCCCAGUGACUGUGUUCUCCUUCAUCAUCACCUCUGCACCCACCGAGCCCAUCAGUGCCUUGCCCCAUCCCACCUGCUGUAUCCGUCACUCCCCUCCCUCCAUUCCCCCCUCCACCUCCCAGUGACUGUGUUCUCCUUCAUCAUCACCUCUGCACCCACCGAGCCCAUCAGUGCCUUGCCCCAUCCCACCUGCUGUAUCCGUCACUCCCCUCCCUCCAUUCCCCCCUCCACCUCCCACCCAUCAGUGCCUUGCCCCAUCCCACCUGCUGUAUCCGUCACUCCCCUCCCUCCAUUCCCCCCUCCACCUCCCAGUGACUGUGUUCUCCUUCAUCAUCACCUCUGCACCCACCGAGCCCAUCAGUGCCUUGCCCCAUCCCACCUGCUGUAUCCGUCACUCCCCUCCCUCCAUUCCCCCCUCCACCUCCCAGUGACUGUGUUCUCCUUCAUCAUCACCUCUGCACCCACCGAGCCCAUCAGUGCCUUGCCCCAUCCCACCUGCUGUAUCCGUCACUCCCCUCCCUCCAUUCCCCCCUCCACCUCCCACCCAUCAGUGCCUUGCCCCAUCCCACCUGCUGUAUCCGUCACUCCCCUCCCUCCAUUCCCCCCUCCACCUCCCAGUGACUGUGUUCUCCUUCAUCAUCACCUCUGCACCCACCGAGCCCAUCAGUGCCUUGCCCCAUCCCACCUGCUGUAUCCGUCACUCCCCUCCCUCCAUUCCCCCCUCCACCUCCCAGUGACUGUGUUCUCCUUCAUCAUCACCUGUGCACCCACCGAGCCCAUCAGUGCCUUGCCCCAUCCCACCUGCUGUAUCCGUCACUCCCCUCCCUCCAUUCCCCCCUCCACCUCCCACCCAUCAGUGCCUUGCCCCAUCCCACCUGCUGUAUCCGUCACUCCCCUCCCUCCAUUCCCCCCUCCACCUCCCAGUGACUGUGUUCUCCUUCAUCAUCACCUGUGCACCCACCGAGCCCAUCAGUGCCUUGCCCCAUCCCACCUGCUGUAUCCGUCACUCCCCUCCCUCCAUUCCCCCCUCCACCUCCCAGUGACUGUGUUCUCCUUCAUCAUCACCUCUGCACCCACCGAGCCCAUCAGUGCCUUGCCCCAUCCCACCUGCUGUAUCCGUCACUCCCCUCCCUCCAUUCCCCCCUCCACCUCCCACCCAUCAGUGCCUUGCCCCAUCCCACCUGCUGUAUCCGUCACUCCCCUCCCUCCAUUCCCCCCUCCACCUCCCAGUGACUGUGUUCUCCUUCAUCAUCACCUCUGCACCCACCGAGCCCAUCAGUGCCUUGCCCCAUCCCACCUGCUGAAUCCGUCACUCCCCUCCCUCCAUUCCCCCCUCCACCUCCCAGUGACUGUGUUCUCCUUCAUCAUCACCUCUGCACCCACCGAGCCCAUCAGUGCCUUGCCCCAUCCCACCUGCUGUAUCCGUCACUCCCCUCCCUCCAUUCCCCCUCCACCUCCCAGUGACUGUGUUCUCCUUCAUCAUCACCUCUGCACCCACCGAGCCCAUCAGUGCCUUGCCCCAUCCCACCUGCUGAAUCCGUCACUCCCCUCCCUCCAUUCCCCCCUCCACCUCCCAGUGACUGUGUUCUCCUUCAUCAUCACCUCUGCACCUACCGAGCCCAUCAGUGCCUUGCCCCAUCCCACCUGCUGUAUCCGUCACUCCCCUCCCUCCAUUCCCCCCUCCACCUCCCACCCAUCAGUGCCUUGCCCCAUCCCACCUGCUGUAUCCGUCACUCCCCUCCCUCCAUUCCCCCCUCCACCUCCCAGUGACUGUGUUCUCCUUCAUCAUCACCUCUGCACCCACCGAGCCCAUCAGUGCCUUGCCCCAUCCCACCUGCUGUAUCCGUCACUCCCCUCCCUCCAUUCCCCCCUCCACCUCCCAGUGACUGUGUUCUCCUUCAUCAUCACCUCUGCACCCACCGAGCCCAUCAGUGCCUUGCCCCAUCCCACCUGCUGUAUCCGUCACUCCCCUCCCUCCAUUCCCCCCUCCACCUCCCACCCAUCAGUGCCUUGCCCCAUCCCACCUGCUGUAUCCGUCACUCCCCUCCCUCCAUUCCCCCCUCCACCUCCCAGUGACUGUGUUCUCCUUCAUCAUCACCUCUGCACCCACCGAGCCCAUCAGUGCCUUGCCCCAUCCCACCUGCUGUAUCCGUCACUCCCCUCCCUCCAUUCCCCCCUCCACCUCCCAGUGACUGUGUUCUCCUUCAUCAUCACCUCUGCACCCACCGAGCCCAUCAGUGCCUUGCCCCAUCCCACCUGCUGUAUCCGUCACUCCCCUCCCUCCAUUCCCCCCUCCACCUCCCACCCAUCAGUGCCUUGCCCCAUCCCACCUGCUGUAUCCGUCACUCCCCUCCCUCCAUUCCCCCCUCCACCUCCCAGUGACUGUGUUCUCCUUCAUCAUCACCUCUGCACCCACCGAGCCCAUCAGUGCCUUGCCCGAUCCCACCUGCUGUAUCCGUCACUCCCCUCCCUCCAUUCCCCCCUCCACCUCCCAGUGACUGUGUUCUCCUUCAUCAUCACCUCUGCACCCACCGAGCCCAUCAGUGCCUUGCCCCAUCCCACCUGCUGUAUCGGUCACUCCCCUCCCUCCAUUCCCCCCUCCACCUCCCACCCAUCAGUGCCUUGCCCCAUCCCACCUGCUGUAUCCGUCACUCCCCUCCCUCCAUUCCCCCCUCCACCUCCCAGUGACUGUGUUCUCCUUCAUCAUCACCUCUGCACCCACCGAGCCCAUCAGUGCCUUGCCCCAUCCCACCUGCUGUAUCCGUCACUCCCCUCCCUCCAUUCCCCCCUCCACCUCCCAGUGACUGUGUUCUCCUUCAUCAUCACCUCUGCACCCACCGAGCCCAUUAGUGCCUUGCCCCAUCCCACCUGCUGUAUCCGUCACUCCCCUCCCUCCAUUCCCCCCUCCACCUCCCAGUGA
Molecule: messenger RNA, 5727 nt
Organism: Closterium sp. Naga37s-1
Lineage: Eukaryota; Viridiplantae; Streptophyta; Zygnematophyceae; Desmidiales; Closteriaceae
Source: the annotation of a GenBank genome assembly